AUGGAGCAAGAAUCAAGGCAAUUCCGUGGAGGAGUAGAAAUUAGAGGAGUAACAUAUCGUGGAUUUCAUGGAACAUCCCUUGAUGGCAGAGCUAUUAUCCUAAAUUGUGGAGAAUCAGGUUGCUACGACAUCGUAUUGGAUCAAAUUAACAUUGCCUCUUCUUUACCAACAAAACCAGCUUAUUGUUCCUGCGUUAAUGCCCAUGGAACUGUUACAUCUACUUUUGGUGCUAAGGGAGAUGGAGAAACAGAUGAUUCACAAGCAUUUUUAAGAGCAUGGCAAAGCAUAUGUGGAGCUCAAGGGAAGUCAACUCUAGUCAUACCUCCAAACUAUGUCUUCUUGUUGUUUCCCUUCACCUUAAAGGGUCCUUGCCAAGCCUCAAGUAUCCAAAUUCAGAUUCGAGGAAAACUAGUUGCACCUGUGAAGAAAGCAUGGGUAUCUUAUACUUCUACAUGGAUUUCGAUGACAAAUAUAAAUGGUCUCACAAUCGAUGGAAGUGGAGGAUUAAUCGAUGGCAAGGGUUCUUCUUGGUGGCCAUGCGAAAGCUGUCAACGACCAUCGGUGAUUAAUUUCAAUGCAUGCAAUGGUCUUACUGUUAAUUACCUGAACAUCAUUAACAGUCCAAGAGCUCACAUAUGCGUCAAUGAUUGUGUUGGUGCCAAAUUCUCUCGCAUCAGUAUUCGUUCUCCUGCUAACAGUCCCAACACUGAUGGAUUUGAUGUCUCUGCCUCCAAAAAUAUCUGGAUCAGAGAUUCAAUUAUAGCAUCUGGUGAUGAUUGUGUUGCCAUCAGUGGUGGCUGCUCUUAUGUCAAUGUUACUGGGAUUGCUUGUGGACCAGGCCAUGGAAUUAGCAUUGGAAGCUUGGGUAAAAGCAAUGAUAAUUCAGUGGAACAAGUUCAUGUUCAAAAUUGCAACUUCACAGACACAACAAAUGGAGCCAGAAUCAAGACAUUUGCAGGUGGAUCAGGUUAUGCAAAAGGAAUAACUUUUGAGAAAAUUACAUUGAUACGUGCCCGAAACCCAAUAAUUAUUGACCAAUUCUACACUGAUGAUUAUUCAAAGAGUGGAGUGGAAGUGAGUGGGAUCACAUACCGUGGAUUUCAAGGAACAUGUGUGUAUGAUAAAGCAAUUACAUUAAAUUGUGGUCCACAAGGUUGUUUCGACAUUGCAUUGGAUCAAAUCGACAUUGUCUCUGCUCUACCAGGAAAGGCGGUUUCUUGUUCUUGCAAUAAUGCCCAUGGAAAAGCUACAUCUACUUCUCCAAAUUGUCCUUGCUUAUUGGCAUGA
This is a messenger RNA of Sphenostylis stenocarpa, 1287 nucleotides long. NCBI's taxonomy places the organism in Eukaryota, Viridiplantae, Streptophyta, Magnoliopsida, Fabales, Fabaceae. The record is from the annotation of a GenBank genome assembly.